GCAACCUAACCUAACCUGACUAUGGCAUUCGAUCGGAUCGUGAUACGGACGGGACGCGCGAAUUGUCCGCUGCUUCUGCUGCUCUGAAAGUCAACGAUGACGCGCGGCUACGUCGCGGUGAUGAAAUAGCAAACACCAUCGGUGAGAAGGCCACACAUCGGUCGACAGUGAAACGUGGACACAGGGAUGUCAAUGUCGAAGCGACGCGGUGACUAAACUAGAUUCGCCAAGAUGGAAUAAACUUUGCGUACACGGUGAAACGUAAAUACAUCCGUGACGAAACAGCGCCUCGACAACAUCCAGAUCGGUCUCUUCCUCGUUGCCGAGUCAAGAGAGUAGGAAAUAAAAAUGGAGGAGAAACGUAGCAGUAGAGAUAUAGUAGAAGAAGAGCUAGAAGACACUGAAAACAUAAUAAUUAACGAAGUAGAUGGCUUACCAAACUUGCAUCCAAAUUAUGAACAAUUAGAGCUCAAAUUUGAGAGAGAAAGUGAAGAUGACACAAAUAUUAGAUCGAUUGACGAGUUGAUUCAUGACGAAGAUCUACCAACUUCUGUAAUCGUUACGAACGUAGAUCCUCGAGUUUUCAAGUGCGAUGAUUUAAAGUCGGCCAUAGAAAACCUUUUCAAACAGUUUGGAGAAGAUGCUACGUUUCAGUACUUCAGAUCCUUCAGAAGAAUGAGGGUAAAUUAUAAUUCCCCUAGUGCUGCAGCAAAUGCAAGAAUACAGCUGCAUCAAUCACAUUUUGGGGAAACUGAUAUAAAUUGUUACUUUGCACAACCAGUGACGCCUAUAGAUAUGGAGGAUCAACAUCUUCAACCACCUGCACUUACUAAACAAUUUCUUAUAUCUCCUCCCGCUUCUCCACCAGUCGGUUGGGAGCCACGUCAAGAAGAAGAACCACUCGUUAAUUAUGAUUUAUUAGCUGCUAUAGCCAAUUUAUCAGCAGGCGGUACACACGAGAUACAUCCAGGAGGAUCAGGACAGCCAGGCAUAGUUGUGCAUGUUUGCGAAAAUGCGAAUCCAACGAAAAGUACGGCUCGCAUUCAACACACGCGAUGUCCGGAACACUAAUACUUUUUUUUCUAUUCCGCAUCUCGGAUCACGACAUUUAUCUCAUUUUUAUGCCCUGAAAGCCAAAUACAAGCUGAGGUAAAAGGGCGAAUAAGCGAUUUAAAUUAGUAUUACGUCAGAGUUGUAAUUUAAAACUAAUUGCGCGACUGGUACCCAAUUGACGAAAGUAAUAUGUUGUUGAAAAAGAUUACAGCUCGGUACGAUACAGACAACGAUGCGAUGUCUGAUACCUACCAAGUUUUUUGCGGAUAGCAGUGAUCUAUAAAUACUAACAAUCUAUAAAUAUCCGUUGUUAUAUCGAUCAAGAUAUAAAAUUCGAUUGCGUUUAUCCAUUGAGAAUUUGUGUUUGGUUGUGGUUCAUCUCUUAGACUGUGGUCAAGUUGACGCUAUAAAUACUUCGAACUGUUUGACUAAUCAAUCGAAACAAGAAUUGAUCAAUCAAAGAAUGCUUCGAAGCGUUUGUAGCGUCAAGUUGACUGUAGCCUUAAACAUAAUGGGAAAUUGGAGAAAUUUCAAAUUUGGCCUAUAUUGUUUCCACGUUUUCUCACUCAGUGUUACUAAUUGCAUAUCGUGAGAAGUUGCGUCCAAUCUGAUAAAGCUAACGAUUAAUGCAAUGACAAGAAUCGUUGGAAAUAUAUUCAGAGAUUUUGCAAUUCUACCUCUCAUGUCAGUGUAUUACUUGUAUUUCUUAAACAGCACGUAAUGCAUAACAAUCUUGUUGUAAAUUCACAAAUGAUACUAGUGUUAGAAUAAUGAAAUGAAUCAAAAAAUUCGAGUUUAUGGUUCUUUUUUUAUUAUGUAUUUUUAUGUGUUUCUUUUUUCACUUAAGGAAAUUCUUUCAAGAUAUAUCUGCUGAAUUUUUCGUUUUGUGUGCAUGCAAAAAAUCUACGGAAAUAUAUGGCAUUAUUAUGUAUGUGAUAUGUAUGUGUAUACGAAUGUAUUAUUCUAAAAAUAUCGUGUUCUUCGUUCUGUGUUUUCUAUAGAAAGCUAGAUAACAUUAGCUUGAACGUUACAUGCUCUCCUAAAAAGCUACAAUUCUAUGGUCUCUUGUUAAUAAAGUUUACGAAAACUUAUUGUUAUCACUCUGCUAUUUAAGAAGAUUAAGUUAGUAAAAUAUAAGCUAGAGAGACGUAUGUGAUCAUAUCAGCGUUACUGAUUUACGCCGAGGCAGUGUGAUGAUUGUGUAUAUGUAUAUAUUGUUCUGUACGUGAAAAAUACGUAUUCCUGCAAGAUCUGUGACCUAAAAAUAAUUGUUGAAUAUUUAUAAAUACUUUAUAGCACUACUUACUUUUGUAUAGUGUGAUUACCGUUUACAUUCUCCUGGCGAUGAAAUGGUGUAAAGCCAUUUCACGUUAUUUAAUUUGUUUUUUUUUUAAUCGAACAAUUCCGAAGAUAUCCUAAACAAAUAAUAUACGAAUAAUUAUUACACCACAGAAAAUAAUGUACAAAUGAUUUGUAUGAAAGAGAAGAAAAUAUAAAUUUUAUUUUACGUUAAAAUUCUGAUAUGUAUUAUAUACACAUACUAUGUAGCCUGAUAUGUAAGCGCUACUUGUUGCCGCGUGAAAUUUAUUUGCAUAAUAACGAUAAUAAUAGGUAAAAUAAAAAUCGAUUCGAUAAGGACGUAUUGUACACAGUUAUGAAAUAUUCUGUCGUUUAAUUCAUUGAGAUUUUAUACCAUUACACUCGUCUUUCACUUAUUGAAGUUAUAUAAAAGCUUUAUACAUAUAACCGUCGUUAUUAUUUGCUUAAAUAACUAUUUUUUUCUGACUUAUUCUGACGAUUUAUCGUAAUUGUUUCAGAUGUAGAAAAAAAUCAUCGUACAAAUACACACAUUUCUAUCACCAUUAAAAUCAAGUUUAGUAUUGCGAGGUAUACAUGCUUAUAUGCAUUAAAAUAUUGUAGGCCAAUAUAGAUGACGUUAUUUGUUGGGCUUUUAAAUGUGUUUAUUCUGAAAAUAAAAAUUAUGAAUCUCUUCGAACACCGUCCGCAAAUUUGAUUAUAAAAUCUAGGGCUAAAUCAAGAGAAUGUUAUCGUGUAAAGAAUGUCCGAACGAAUGUUUUGCAGUAGUUUCACAUCUAAUUAGUGAUGAGUAAAUCCGUAUGUAAAACAUUAUAUAGUAUACAUAUAUAUUUAUUCAAGUAUAUGCGAAUUUUUAUUGUUUACGAUUGAAUUUAAUGCAAUGUACAUAUAUACGUGCACUGUCGUUCAGAUUUGUGCAAGGAUCUAUCGAUGUUUUUAGUGCCAAAUUGUUACUGCGUAUUAAUAAUGUACAACAAAGGCUUUUGACAAAUUUAAA
Molecule: messenger RNA, 3367 nt
Organism: Monomorium pharaonis (pharaoh ant)
Lineage: Eukaryota; Metazoa; Arthropoda; Insecta; Hymenoptera; Formicidae
Gene: sra
Product: protein sarah
Exons: 5
Coding region: 349-1071 (240 amino acids)
Biological process (GO): calcium-mediated signaling
Cellular component (GO): cytoplasm; nucleus
Molecular function (GO): nucleic acid binding; calcium-dependent protein serine/threonine phosphatase regulator activity
Source: RefSeq, a predicted model, not a curated record